AUUUUCAAAUAUCAUGUAAAGCAUCUUUUGUACGGAAUUGCUUGGAAGACUAAUCUUUAAUCCUAUGUMUUGUUCUUUAAUCCAGUCACGUUGCAAACGGUCCCGGGAAACGGUGAAGGACGCCUCACAUUUUGUAAUCAGUCCUUUCUUUUUCAUGAACUCACAUGAUGGCUGAUUAUACUUCUUUAAAAAAAGUCGACAAUGUUUUUAAAGGAAGUGAAGACAUAUUUAGUGGUCUGACAAUAGACAUGACUACAGAAGACCAGAAUUAUGACAAUGAGCAGUUUGCAACCAUGUUGAAAGAAUCGCUAGUCAAUUACAAAAGAUAUGGUGUCAGAGGUGUGUGGUUUAAAAUCCCUAUCAAAAAAUCAUCAUUUGUACCAAUUACUGUGGAGCAUGGUUUUGUGUUCCACCAUUGCUUUCCAUCUUACAUCGUGAUGACCAAGUGGCUUCCUGAAGAUGAACCCAACAAGCUACCAACCUUUGCAACAUGCUUUAUAGGUGUUGCUGGAUUUGUUGUUAAUGAUGAGGGAAAAUUAUUGGUUGUUCAGGAAAGGUUUAGAAAAUCAGAUCACUGGAAACUUCCUGGAGGAAUGGCAGACCAUAAGGAGGAUAUAAGAACUGCUGGAAAGAGAGAAGUUUUAGAGGAAACUGGAAUUGAAACUGAAUUUGUUUCUAUGGUGUGCUUUCGUCAUAUACCAGACUUUCGUUUCGAGUGUUCAGAUUUAUACUUCAUCUGCUUAUUAAAGCCUUUGAAUAAUGAAAUAAAGAGGGAUUCUUCAGAAAUAUCAGAUGCAAAAUGGAUGGAUCUGGAUGAGUUUCUGUCAAGUCCAAUUGUCAACGGUUUAGAUAAGUUUGUAGCUCAACAGUACAAAGACCAGAAAUUAAAGAUGAUCCCUACAGAUAUGUUCAUGUUUAAUAGGGACAUUAUCUUUUAUACUAUGGAACUGCCUCCAGCUUGUAAUAAGCUAUAAUGACAAGAAUUUAUGGAAUCGCUAGGCAAUAAUUUCCACAAUUUCUAUGCUGGGAAUAGUGCUUUAGUAAAAUGAGUACUCUCACUGACAGUAAUGCACAUCAACAUCAGUCUAUCAAAUUUUGCUUACUCUUACUGCCGCUUCAGUUUUAUCUUAAAACCUACAUACAAUGAUUUUAAUGUUUUUAAUGGACAGCUAUUACAAUAAAACCUUUUUAAGAAAACAGGACCAGGGAUAGGAUGAAAUAAUCAUUUAUAUUUCACAAA
Molecule: messenger RNA, 1240 nt
Organism: Actinia tenebrosa (Australian red waratah sea anemone)
Lineage: Eukaryota; Metazoa; Cnidaria; Anthozoa; Actiniaria; Actiniidae
Molecular function (GO): NADH pyrophosphatase activity; NAD binding; ADP-ribose diphosphatase activity
Source: RefSeq, a predicted model, not a curated record